This is a messenger RNA of Nilaparvata lugens (brown planthopper), 3519 nucleotides long. Its product is annotated as quinone oxidoreductase-like protein 2. The coding region runs from base 272 to 1504 and encodes 410 amino acids. The transcript is spliced from 7 exons. Lineage: Eukaryota; Metazoa; Arthropoda; Insecta; Hemiptera; Delphacidae. The record is from RefSeq and is a predicted model, not a curated record. Gene Ontology annotation, molecular function: oxidoreductase activity. Gene Ontology annotation, cellular component: mitochondrion.
GACAGCAAAACCACAACAUUUUGUAGGUUAUCAAUAAAUUCUGUUGCAUUGAAUUUUGUAUUAUCCCUAAUUUCGGCUAAUUGCAUUCAUUAUUCAACUAGUCGGAACAUGUAACUACUAUUAACCUACUAAUUCUAGCCUGAAUCUUAUGAUUUCUUCUAUUAUCAACGUUUAUUUGAGAAUUUUACUAUGUGAGUUUGCAUUUGUUCUGGAUUCAACUUAGAAGAUUAUCCUUUUCACUGUCAAAUACAAGAAAAAGCUUAUAAUUAGAAUGUCUACAACCUUAUCUUUGAUCAACACAGUAUUGCGGGUUGUUUCUGCCCAAAAAACAUUAAAAAUUGGGCUUAAAACUUUAGCAAAUCCCAAUUAUUUUGCUGUAGUACGUCAUGCUUCAUGCUAUAGAGCAGCAGUUCUAAAAGCCGUCAAUGAGCCGCUAGUAAUUGAAGAUGUAAAACAAGUCAAACUAAAAAAAGGCCAAGUUCGAAUAAAAGUCGAGGCAUGUGCUGUAAACGUCUCAGAUCUACUGAUGUAUCAAGGAGUGAGUCCAGUACAACCCAGUCUACCUUUUGUACCAGGUUUCGAAAUAUCAGGCCAAAUCCUCGAAGCGAAUCUAGCUGCUCCAGUAGCGAAAGAAAAGAAGGCGAAGCAGAAAGAAAACGGAAAGCAGACCACAAAAGACAACAAGAAGAAGAAAGAUGAUGACGACGAUGAUGAAGAUGAUGAUGACGGUGAAUUCCCUUUACAAAAUGGCGACCGGGUGAUAGCUUUAAGUCGAGAUACUCUGUCCGGAUUCGCCGAGGAGUGUGUGGUGGAUGUUAAGGAUGUGUGGCGUAUCCCCUCCAGCCUGAGCUUCAGUACGGCAGCCGGAUUGGCUGAUGCAUAUGCUUUGGCACUGCUGGGAUUGGCUAGACGAGCCUGCAUUAAGGCCAAUAACCUGGUGCUUAUCACAACCGGGGUUGGAGGUCUCGGAUUGGCUGCUAUUGAUGUCGCUUCUAAUGUUUAUAAAGCUAAGGUAAUCGGCAUGUGUAAGACAGAGAAAACAGGUGAACUACUGCGUCAGAAGGGGGCAUGGAGUGCCAUCACUUUCGGAGAGAAAGGAUUGAAGAAAAAAGUGGCCGAAUUAAGUGGAAAACUGGGGGUGGACACUGUUUUUGAGACCGUGGGUGAUGAAGUGUUUAACACUGCUAUUCAUAGCGUCGCUCAUGAAGGCAAAGUGAUAGUGGCUGGAUUUGCAUCGCAGAAAAUUCCUGACAUUCCAAUGUCGGAAUUGUUGACUCUCCCUUCGUUCAGCCUCAUCGGGGUCUCUCUCAGGGACUAUAGAGAAACAAAUUACAACGUUUACAGGCAACUAGUCUACGAUGUUCUAACACUACACGAGCAGGACAUCAUUAAACCAGUUAUUUCAAAGGAAUUCAAGCUAGAGCAAGUGAAUGAGGCCCUGAAACAUCUGGCCGAAACGGAGACUAUUGGCAAAAUUAUACUCACAACUUCUAGUAAAAAAUAGAUAUAUUUUGUUAGGUACUUACUGCUUCCAUUACAACUGAUUUUGUUUUAAAACGAGCUGCUAAAGAUCCACUGUAUUACAAUUUUGCGAGAAACCUUCUCUAUCAGCUAUGUUUCAAUUGUUUAUAAUAGAACAAAGAAUAGCAAAGGUGUUUCAACUUGUUACAGGGAUCUGUUGUAAUGAAAGAGAUGUAUUUCUAGAUUAUGUUUCUAUUACAACAGAUUUUCAUCAAAGCAUGUUGCAAGAUUGAUAUUGUUUUAGCUGUUUCCAUGCUAUAGAAUAGGAGCAUUAGCCGAGUUAUCCAACUUGUCCCUGGGAUUUGUUGUGUUGAAAAGGUUGUCUCCUGAGAUUCUUUCUGUGCAACUAUUUUCAACAGGUAUUUUCAACCUAUUUUUUACAACAGGUUUCAAAAGGUAUUUGAAUAGAAUGUUUCAAUGUUUUAUCAUCAUAAACAACUUGUUCCUGGGAUUUGUUGUAUUGAGAAUGCUGUCUCCUAAGAUUUUCUCUGUGCAACUAUUUUGUUCUACGACAUGUUGCAGAGGCUUUUAAAUAGUAUGUUUCUAUGUUGUAUUAAUGUAAGCAACUUGUUCCUGCGAUUUGUUGUAUUGUUAACGAUGUCUCAUAAGAUUUUCUCAGUGCAGCUAUUUUGUAUUUAAACAUGUUGCAAGAGAUAUUUGAAUCACAUGUCUCCAUGGUUUAUUACUAUAAGGGAGAGCAGCAAAUCUCCGCAACAUAUCUCCUAGAUUUGUUGUAAUGGAACGUGGUAUCUAGCUUUGUUAUUCGUUUAAAAUUAUUGUUGCAAUAAUAACUGUUGUAGAGAGCCUACUAGUGAAAUAAAAUUUUGAAAUUGCUAGAAAUGAAUCUUUUAAGGCAGCCCCAACUAUUUUAAAGUGAAAGAUUAGGUAGUUUUUCGAAUUUGUUUAUUUGAAAUUUGUAUUGAAAUUGUGAUUCUGUAUUUAAUUAAGUAGGAUAUCUAAAUAAAUUGGUAAGAAAGGUUGUAGUAGAAACUAUGUAGGAACGUUGAAAAAACUGUUAGUAAUUGUAAGAUAUUUUGUCAGAAAAUGUAGUGUUGGGAUUGGUUAGAUUGUUGAAGAAAAUAGGAAGAUAUAGUUUGUGAAUUGGAAAAUGAUUGUUGGAAAAAAUAAAUUUGACAAUAAAUUGUGAGAAUCAAAAUUCUGGAGAACAUGAAGAAAAUCCCAUCUUCAUAAUAUUUUGUAAAUUGAAAUUUCAAAUUGUGUUUGUACAUUGAAUAUGGAUAGUGUUCUUUCUAUAAUUUUACUUACUUUUACAUUGUUUAGGAAAUUUUGUAUUGCUUAAUAACACUGUUUUAGAAAAUUUGAAUUGUUCUUUAUAUUCUAAAUAUUAAAACUAACAUUAAACUCUUAUUUUCAAUUGUUUUAAAUCUAAUCUGUUUUAUUAGCGCAAUACAAUAAUAGGAUAUUAGAUUCAAUAUUAAACUUGCCGUAUUCACCUUGACUUUGCUGUAAAAAUUGAUACCUACGUUCAUGGUUUUAAACGUAUCCUAUCUUACAUAAAUUUUACGUUUAGAUUCUUUGAAACCUUUAGAAUUUUACAGAACUUCAAUAACUCUAUUGAAAUAUCAACUUGUUUCUAUUUUGUAGCCAAAUGGAAGCUCAAUUUAAGCAUUUUGUGAGAUCUAGUUAAAUUACAUAAAAAAAUUGCAUGUGAAAAUAAUGAAGUCUAUGCUUCAACUCAAAUUUGGUAUGGUAACCCUGUUAUCAUACACAAAUUACUAAUUAUAAAAAUGUUGAAAAAAAGAUGAAUACUGUAAUGAGAAGAACUAAAAAAUUAGCAUGAUUGUUGUAAAAAAAAUCCAAGUUAUCAUACUAACUGCCAAUGAAAAAAUUGUUUCAAAAAUAUGAAAAAAAUAAAUACUGUUCUAAAAAACUAGAUAAAUUAGCAUGAUUUUUGUAAAGUUUUGUUUAUUCUAGUUUGAAAUGAAAUUGCUGAGAAACGUUUAUGGAGGUCUUGAAUAAAAAUUCGAAUGGAAUGAA